GGCCACUUGCAAGCGCCGCCCCCAGCCCUCCCCUCUCCGGCAAACAGCCGGCUGCAUACACAGGGCAACAUGACUGCCUGGGAAGAGGCGGCUCUGGCAGAGGAGCUGUGCUGGCUCCAGGAGGAUUAUUAGCCCCGGAUCAAGGGGGCGUGCGUGGAAGGCAGCCGGCCCAGCCCGCAGAGGCGGCGGCGGCGGGCAAGGAAGAGCCCCCCCCAUCCAAAACAGAAAGCGAGCGCUGAGUGCGCUGGAGGAGCCCGCAGAGCCGCAGUCCAGCCAGAUGCAAACAGAGGCCCCACUACAGCAAUUGACUCCAUCUGGGCAAAUCCAUAUGCCUGUUUAUAGUCUUUUGAAGUGGCUGGGGCCUUGCUUGGAAGUAGCAGUCUGCCUGUGUGUCAUCAGUUGCGGGGUCAGCAUCAUAUACAGUAACAGAUGGAUAUUGGUGUAUUGGCUACCUAGAACCCCAAGUCCUGAUGGGGGAUUCACGAUCAAGACGGUCAACUAUUGUGUCUCGAUUGCCAAUAUUCAGGAGGAGUAUUAGCCGUAGACACGAUUCCCUUCCUUCCUCGCCUUCCUCUGUCAAUACGGUUGGUGUCCACAGUUCCUCUCCUUCUAGCACAAAUUCAAGCUCGGGGAGUACAGGCAAGCGUAGGAGCAUAUUCCGUACUCCUUCCAUUAGCUUCCAUCACAAGAAAGGGAGUGAACAGAAGUCUGAAUCUGCAAACCAGAAUAUAAGUAUUUCAAAUGGCGCUCAGUCUGCUCACAACAGUUUGCAGAAACUCAGCUUGGAGGAUCACGUUAAAAGCAGAGGGAGACAUUCAGUUGGUUUUGGCAGCUCGCGCAGCAAGAAAAUAACAAGGUCUUUGACAGAGGACUUUGAAAAGGAGAAGGAGCACUCAGCUAAUAAGAAUGUCUUCAUAAAUUGCUUAAGUUCUGGUAAGAAUGAGAGUGAUGACUCUGGCUUUACAGAGGAGCGAAGCAGAUGCUCCACUAAACAGCCCACACGAAAACUUCUCCCUAAGUCUUUUUCAUCGCACUACAAGUUUUCAAAGCCAGUUCCCCAGAGCCAGUCAGUAUCCUGUGUGCAACAGUCUGGAUGCUUAUUAGAGAUUAAACCAUAUGUUGAAUGUGAGCCUGCCACAGUAAGGUCCUCUCUUUCAUGCUCUGCUGAGAUAACAGAAUGCACAGGAAGUUCUUUGCAAUCCCCACUACUUUCCGCUGAUCCCACCACAGUCCACACCCCUUCGGAGUUUUUAGCCUUGACAGAGGAUUCUGUUUCAGAAGUUGAUGCACCAACUAAUAAUGGAAACACAGGACUGCUCCCAGAGAAAUUUGGCCACCAUGUUUCUACCUCUCGGAUGUUCCUCAACACAGCUACAGCUCACAUGAGGGAAAAUGAGCACAUAGAAAGUACUUCCCAGCUUGUUACAGCUCCUGUGAGAUGCACAACCUUAUGCAAUACUGAAUCAAAUAUCUUACCCCAGACCUCUGCUGCUAAUCAAAUACAAGUAUUAUUACCGGCCACUGAACUACCUGUUAAGGAUGCUGGGCAUAUAGGAAAAAUUAACUCUGCAGAUGCACAGUUAGAAACCUUAAUGUUAAAUUGUGCAGAAAAAACAACUGAAACCUCCCCAAAAGCACAUGAAUUAAGUGGUGGCCACCACGACCUAACAGGACCUGAGCACAUUAAAGAAAUGGUUCCUGUAACGGCAUCUAAGAUUCUCCCGUCGUCUUCUAAAACUCAGUUCUUUAAAGAGCAACAGGAAUAUGAGGUUAAUCACUCUAAAGUUGAUCUUUCCAGUAGCUUCAGUCCAUACCGAGAAGGCAGAUUCAUAGAAAAACGCCUGAGGUCCUCUUCAGAAGGAACUGCUGGAAGUAGCAGGUUGAUAGUGAAACCAAAGGAGGGAAACACAGAGGGACAUAAUAGUCUACGAAAGCAGAGAACAAGUUCCUCUUCUUCAAAAAUGAACAGCAUGGAUGUUUUGAAUAACCUGGGUUCCUGUGAGUUGGAUGAAGAUGACCUCAUGCUCGACUUGGAAUUCCUAGAAGAGCAGAAUCACCAUCAUUCUGUUUGUCGGGAAGAUUCAUGCCAGUCCAUAGUCUCCUGUGCUGCUGUAGUGCUUGCUCCUGUAGAAUCACCUGUGGAAGCAAAGAAAAAGGAACAUCCAAGAAUGCCUGAUGUGGCCAAACAAUCUCAGUUUGAACACCUACAAGACUUGGAGGGCUAGGCCCUGAGCCUCAAUAUCUAAAAAAAAAAAGUUUGGAUCAAACUUAUAACCAUCUGGGUUCUUUUUCUUUCUAUGUAACUUGUAAUAAAACUGAACUGAACAGCAGACCUGAAGUCUCUUUCUCCAUC
Alligator sinensis (Chinese alligator) is the source of this 2353-nucleotide messenger RNA. RefSeq names its product coiled-coil serine rich protein 1 (gene CCSER1). NCBI's taxonomy places the organism in Eukaryota, Metazoa, Chordata, Crocodylia, Alligatoridae. The transcript has 7 exons. The record is from RefSeq and is a predicted model, not a curated record. The coding region runs from base 471 to 2225 and encodes 584 amino acids.